AUGGACUACUGGAAAGCUCAUCGGACACUGAUAUGUGCAAGAGAAUUGGUUAGGGGAUCCGCUGAGAGUGGCUACCAGGAAUUACCGGUCUAUUUGCAUAUGAUUAGAGAAGCAAAUCCAGGGACAUUCACUCGCCUUGUAGUAGAUUCUAGUGACAGAUUUAAGUAUCUUUUCAUCGCAUUUGGUGCUAGCAUCAAGGGAUUUCCAUUCAUGAGGAAGGUUGUUGUGGUCGAUGGCACAUUCUUGCAAGGAAAGUACAAAGGGACUCUACUAAUUGCAUCAGCACAGGAUGGCAACUUCCAAAUAUUUCCAGUAGCAUUUGCGAUAGUCGAUACUGAAAAUGAUGAAUCAUGGAAGUGGUUUUUCAGACAACUCAGCUGUGUGAUUCCAGAUGACGAAAGGCUUGCUAUUAUUUCUGAUAGGCACAAAUCAAUUGGAAAAGCAAUAGCCCAUGUAUAUCCAACUGCCAGCCGGGGCGUUUGCACUUAUCACUUGUAUAAGAAUGUCUUGUUAAAGUUUAGAGGCCGCGAGUUGUUUGGCUUGGUUAAAAAGGCAGCUAAUUCAUACAGGCCUUCAGAUUUUGAGACCAUAUUCGAUGAGAUCAAAGCACUGCACCCGGCAUUACAUGGUUAUUUACAGAAAGCAGAUGUACGCAAGUGGGCGAGAGCUCAUUUCCCUUGUGAUAGGUACAACUUGACUACGACCAACAUAGCUGAAUCUAUCAACAAAGUGCUUUCAGAUGCAAGGAGUUUGCCGGUUGUAAGACUUAUAGAAGCAAUAAGGCAAAUGAUGACGCGCUGGUUUUCGUCACGUAAGAUUGAUGCAAAUUCAAUGAAAACAACUCUAACUCGUGGAGUAGAGAAGCUUUUAGAGGGCCGUGUACCUUAUGCUAAAACGCUGUGCGUGCAACAGAUAGAUAUUCAUCAAUAUCAGGUGUCAAGUGUCUCAUCUACCGACAUAGUGAAUUUGACUGAGAGAAGUUGUUCAUGUCGCAGAUUUGACUUAGAAAAACUACCUUGUGUUCACGCAAUUGCAGCAGCUGAAGCGACAAAGUUAUCAACCAUUUCAUUGUGUCAUCCAUACUAUCUUACAAACUAUCUGUACAACGCUUACUCUGUGGCAGUAAUGCCGAGAGAUGCUGAUACACCAGUCCCUGCUAAUGUCGCAGGAAAAAUUUGUUUGCCUCCCGAGGUUCGCCAACCACCAGGGAGACCCAAAAAUUCAAGAAUGAAGUCUUGGUUUGAGAAAGGUGAAAAUAAGAAACGACCAAGAAAAGAGCACAAAUGUUCGAUUUGUAAUCAAGUUGGUCACAAUUGCAAAACAUGUCCUGUUGGUUAG
This is a messenger RNA of Brassica rapa (field mustard), 1338 nucleotides long. RefSeq lists its product as uncharacterized. NCBI's taxonomy places the organism in Eukaryota, Viridiplantae, Streptophyta, Magnoliopsida, Brassicales, Brassicaceae. The record is from RefSeq and is a predicted model, not a curated record. Gene Ontology annotation, molecular function: zinc ion binding.